CCGUGUGGUGCCCCGGGCAGCUGCAGUUCGAUCACGGCUCCUUUUGGCCGCGGGGCUCUCGCCACCGCCCGGGUUCGGUUCUGCGCUUCUCCUGCCAGGGCGGGUUCGAGCUGCGGGGACCCCGCGAGCGGCGCUGCGGGCCCGGGGGGCGCUGGGAGGGGCCGCACCCCGUCUGCGACGAUGGAACCGGUGACUGCCCCGCCCCCGCCGUUCCCCCCGGUGCCUCCAUGGAGGGUCCCCGCUCCCGAUUUUCGGUCGAAGGCUCCGUUCGCUUCCGCUGCUCCGAGGGUUUGCAGCUUUUGGGCUCCGCCGAGCGCCGCUGCCUCGAGGGAGGGACCUGGAGCGGCUCCGAGCCGCGCUGCCGAGACCCAAAUUCCUUCGACUCCCCCGAGGAUGUGGCUGAAGCUUUUCUCGCAUCCCUGACCCAGACCGUGGAGGCGGCCGAGGCCAAUCGGAGCCACGACCCCACUGUGAAGCGGCGGAUCCGGCUGGAGGCGGGCGGGGCUCUGAACGUUUUUUUGGUGCUCGACGCUUCCCGCAGCGUCAGCGACCGCGACUACGAAGAGGCGCGGGACGCGCUGGUGGAGCUGGUGGAGAAGAUCGCCAGUUAUGGGGCCGCGCCCCGCUAUGGGGUGGUCACGUUCGGUUCGGAGGCGCGGAAAGUUCUGAGCCCAACGGAGCCGCGAGCGGCGGAGGCAGCGACGGUGAAAGAGAAACUGCGGGGGCUGCGGCUGCAGGGCCGGGCCAACAUGGGGGGGUCCCCGACGGUGCCGCUGCUGCAAAUUCGGGAAUUUCUGAGCAUCGGGAGAGACCCCCUGGACCCCCGCGAGGAAUUCCUGGAUGUUUACGUUUUUGGGUUGGGGGACAACGUCCACACCGAGACUUUGAACGCGUUGGCGUCGCACAAACCCCACGAGGAGCACGUGUUUGUGCUGGAGGGGAUGGAUCGGCUGCAGGAGACUUUUCACCGCAUGAUCGAUGAGAGCUCCACCCUGGACCUGUGCGGGGUCAGUCUGGAGUUCAGCGCGGCCGAAGAUCGGCAGAGAAACCCCUGGGAGGUGGCGAUCACCGUCACGGCUGGCUGUUGCUGCCCCCCCGCAAUGUUCCCAAUGACCCCUGUGACCCCUGACCCUUUAGUGACCCCAGUGACCCCGGGAUGA
Malurus melanocephalus (red-backed fairy wren) is the source of this 1160-nucleotide messenger RNA. RefSeq names its product complement factor B-like. The record is from RefSeq and is a predicted model, not a curated record. The annotation marks the transcript as partial. Gene Ontology annotation, cellular component: extracellular region. The transcript is spliced from 9 exons. Gene Ontology annotation, biological process: complement activation. Gene Ontology annotation, molecular function: serine-type endopeptidase activity. Lineage: Eukaryota; Metazoa; Chordata; Aves; Passeriformes; Maluridae.